This is a messenger RNA of Branchiostoma floridae (Florida lancelet), 2588 nucleotides long. Its product is annotated as carbohydrate sulfotransferase 14-like. Gene Ontology annotation, biological process: carbohydrate biosynthetic process. Gene Ontology annotation, molecular function: sulfotransferase activity. Gene Ontology annotation, cellular component: membrane. NCBI's taxonomy places the organism in Eukaryota, Metazoa, Chordata, Leptocardii, Amphioxiformes, Branchiostomatidae. The record is from RefSeq and is a predicted model, not a curated record.
ACCCGGUCCCGUUAGACUCCCCCUGCUGUAUUUUUCCCCUGCCGAUGCAGCAUGCUGUGGGGCCGGCGGGGCUCGCGCUUGUUGCUCGGGCUGGGCGGCCUGGCCGUCCUGAGUAUGCUGAUGACGUGGAUCGUGCUCGGGAGGAGCCCGCAGACCCGACGGCGCCUCGUCCCGGCUUGGGAUCGGGGCACCAGCGCACCCAGGCCCGAGGACAGGGCAGAGGCACCCGCUCAUACUCAGGACUUUCAGGUACAGCGUGAUAUACAGAACUACACCAUCCAAUCAGUGUGCAGCAGGGAGGGGAUGCCCAGAUCGCCUUACAACCUCGAACCUUGGGAGCAGAAGACUCUCUUCAGGCAUAUCAUUGUCAAUGACAAAUACAAGUUCUUGUACUGCUACAUACCAAAGGUGGCCUGUUCCAACUGGAAGAAGGUUAUCAAAGUUUUGGACGGUAAAAUCGAACACGUCGAGAAGAAGGUAAAGAUGGACCAUCGGAAAGACCUGGUGUUUUUAUCGGACUUGCCACCAGAUCAAGUUAAAAGUCGCCUGGAGAGUUACUACAAGUUUAUGUUUGUGCGUGACCCAACGCAGCGCUUGCUGUCAGCAUAUCGGGACAAAUUCGCCAAUAAGGCUAUCGUGGAUUUUCCUCUGAGAUACGGGAAGGACAUUAUCAGGAAGUAUCGUGCCAACGCGCCCGAGAACGUCAAUGGAACAGACGUUACGUUUUCAGAGUUUGUCCAUUAUCUAUCCGACACCGAUCCACGGGAUAUGAACGAACACUGGCAGCCCUUCACCAAGCUCUGCCAGCCCUGCUCCAUCCAGUAUGACUUCAUCGGAACGCAGGAAAACUUGGAGGCAGACGCCGAUCACGUCCUACGGGCCGUCGGCGCCCCACCAAGCAUCAGGUUCCCCCGGCGACAGCCGUGGUACAAGCCCACCGACAAGAAUGUGCUGCGGCAGUACCUGUCAGAAGUGCCACCGCAGUUCCUAAAGGAUCUCAUACCAAAGUACAGCAUGGAUUAUAUGAUGUUUGCAUACCCAAUUCCUGAGCUUGACACAAUUUAACGGUGGUAUGAUACCACAACCCAGAGCUGAGCAAUGAUAGCUAUAAUACCCGUUUCUGAACUGUUCCCUUAGUAACGCUUAUGUGAUACCAACCCUGAGCUGAACACUAUUAAAUGCUGGUAUGAUAUCUAUUAGGUCAGCAACUGGAUUUAAUUUUCAACUUUGCUGGACUAGAAAAGAAGGGUUUUUCCCUAGAACUGUCAUAGAGUGGAAGUCAUUGCCACCAAGUACAGUAGGAGCAUACUUAUUGGAUAGCUUUAAACGAUGCUUGCAGUUAGAUGUGCAAAUUUAGGCUAGGUGAGACGGGUCAUUCGGUGUAAUAUAACCAGCUGCUGCAGUGUUGCGUGCCUGCAAAGCUGGUGUAUUAUGUCGAAUGACAGUUAUAUUAGUAAUAGAUAAGAGUUGUUAUUCAAUUCAAUUUUAUUGGGAAUCAACUGGAAGUGUACAAUGUUGAAAGCAUGUCCACUGAAUUGUGUUGAUGGGUUCUUACAAACCAAAUGGCAAUAUGGAUAAUCAGUCAUGUGGAUUUGUGGACACAGAAUUAAUUUAUUCUUUAUUGUGUAGUCAAUGUAGUACCGAAAAAAGAUCCAAGUCUUAACAUCAAUCUGGUAUUCCAGUCUACAUAUUUCUUGGCCGAGUCCAGAGCUGGCAAUACUCUACACAUGAGAAAAUGAUAGGACAAGUACCUUUAUACUCCAUGGAUUCCCUUCAACAAGUGCCUUUCGUCACUGUGUAUGUUGAAAAUAGAUGUGCAUAUUCUUAUAAUGAAGAAAUUCUCUAUUUUGUCACCUUGUAAAUGAGUGCCAAAACCAGUCCAUUGUUUGUAAUGAGAUUAUUGAUGAAAUACCCAUGUGCCAUGUUCACAUCGCCAUCUAUUGUAUACUACUAGUACUUCUCGCAGAAUUGAACAUUUAUUACUGAGAACACUUCUCACUUAGUCCACAGUGCCAGUGGUCAGUUUUGAUGCCAACAUUUGAUGUUAAGAAUGAUUGCAAUAUUACAGUAUGUCUCUGUAGAUUCAAUGUUUAUAGAAGUAUGUUGUGAAAAAUAGCUUUAUGAAGCUACACAUUAUGAAAUCGUGCCAUCUCUAGUAUUAUGGACUACCUUUGCCGUUUAGAAAUUAUGUAUUGUAGAAAUUUUAUUGCAAUGUAUGCCAGGCCUUCUCUGAUCUAAAGCUUGUAUAGAUGGUGACUCCUAUGGAGUUAGGAGCUGUGUUUUAUCCUCCUACAUAAUCAUGAAUGCCUCAAGAUGGGGAAAAGGCUGAGACUACUUCUCAUUUUGUUAUCAUGCUUUUGGCAAUUCACAUUUUUUUAGCGUACAUAGUAUACUUGUAGGCUCGCCAAUCAUGCUUGUGUGUAAUGUUAAGCCUGACCAGAUUUCUUGCCAUUAUUUGGAAAGGUGCUAAUUAUGAUAUGUAAAGAUAUUUCAGUUUUAAUCAUGCCUCUAGGACAGAAAUAUGGCAGCCUCAGUAAACUAACCAGGCUGAUACUCAGGCUAGGAUAGAAACACAUCAUUUUUAAGUU